Molecule: messenger RNA, 3160 nt
Organism: Epinephelus lanceolatus (giant grouper)
Lineage: Eukaryota; Metazoa; Chordata; Actinopteri; Perciformes; Serranidae
Gene: bag5
Product: BCL2 associated athanogene 5
Biological process (GO): negative regulation of protein ubiquitination; protein stabilization; regulation of inclusion body assembly
Cellular component (GO): cytosol; membrane; cytoplasm
Molecular function (GO): protein-folding chaperone binding; adenyl-nucleotide exchange factor activity
Source: RefSeq, a predicted model, not a curated record
CCCCUCUGGUAGUCUGUGGGAGGGGCGACACCAGCCCGACCGCAGUCAGUCAGUCAGUCAGUCGUUGGGUGCUGAAGCUGACCGGAGCAUCACCGAGAUCUCUCUCAUCUUUUUGAGGGGGGGUGGAUUUAUCCAUCUGGAUGCCACUUUGCUCCACGACUCGCCCUGCUUGUUGCUGAUGGAAACAGACAUCCGCAAAAAUGUGCGCGAAUGUGUUCGGAGUUUUGAAAAGCCUGUUUGGGAAGCCCUUUGAUGGUGGGAAGAGGAUGGACCAUGGCGGUCCACAGCAGCAGCAGCAACAUCCGAUGGAGCAGCAGCAGCAGCAGCCGUAUCACCCGCAGCACCCUGCUAUGAUGCGGCUGUAUGAGGUCCAGAAGGAGGUGGCGUCUCUGGGGCCUCAGGUCUGCACCUUCAGCGGCAUGCAGAAUGAUCGAGAAUACAAACGUCUGGAGCGUGAGCUGACACGGCUGCUGCUGGAGGUGGACCAGGUGGACACGGAGGGCAAACCAGAGCUGCAGGGGGCACGAAAGAGAGCAGCACAGGAGGUGGAGGGCCUCCUGCGCUACCUGGAGGAGAAUGCCACACAUCCAUCCCGCUUGGCCAUCGAGGAGCUGAGCAACGAGGCGCGGCAGCUGGUGGACGAACGCGUGGUGGCACCUCAACGAUCCGGUGGGGUGGCUGAAAUUAGCGACGAGCUGGUGGAUGCUCUCCAAGAGCUCAUUCUCAGGCUCACCCAAGUCAAGACCGAAGGGAGGGUACCGCUCCGCAAGGCGCGCUAUCGGGCACUGACACGCCUGUGCGCUGUGCAGGACGUGAUCGAAGGGCGCACGCAGCAGCAGACGCUCUCCCUGCCGCUGUCGGGAGACACCCAUGAGGCCGUGAACCGCAUCAACCAGGUGAUGGUGAAGGUGAGCGUGGCGCGCAGUCAGCUGGUGGCUCUGCUGAUGGGUCUGAGCGGGAGGGACAGCUGCGCCCACCUAUCACGGAUCCUGACGGAGAUGCAGGUGGAGCUGGAUGCACUGGAUGUUUCCGGAAAAGCUGCGAUCAGAAACUACAGGAAACAGGUGGUGGAGGAGAUAAAUGGGCUGCUGAAACAUCUGGACCUGGAGGGGGAGGGAGACGACACACGCAGGUACGAUCUGGCGCAGAACAACUCCAUCCGUGAAAUCGAGGCUGUGCGAGCUCACGUCUCCCACCUGCGAGAGGGCGUCCUGCGGCACUGCGUGAUGGGGGAUCUGAGCUUCAGGCCCAAAGCCGAGCUGCAGAGCCUCCUCACUCAUCUGGACCAGGUGGACACGGCCAAGAACCCGUGCAUCAGAGAGGCCCGCCGCCGCGCCGUGGUGGAGGUCCAAGCCAUCAUCACCUUCCUGGACCUCCGUGAGGCCCUGGCCCGCCGCCAGCCGGGCCCCAACGAGCACCCUUCGCACCGGGCCGUGUGGCUAGUCCUGGGGAGCCUCUCGGACCUCCAGGCCCAGGUGCUGGGCUUUGACGGCAAGCGGGUCGACAAGAGCUACAUGAUGCUGGAGGAGCUGCUGACCAAACAGCUGCUGACGCUAGACGCCGUGGACCCGCAGGGCGACGAGAUGACCAAGAUGGCGCGGAAGCAGGCGGUAAAGUUCGCCCAGAACAUUCUCAACUACCUGGACAUGAAGACAGACCAGUGGGAGUAUUGAUCCACUUUAAAAAAAAAAAAAGAAAGACAUCAGUGUGGUAGCCGUGUUGCCGGGUGGGGACACCGAUGUGACGUCGCUGCAGUAAAGGAGCUGAUAAUGUGUGUAAAUAAAAACCUGGUACGUUAUCAUUCCAUGGGCUGUAAAUAUAGACUCAAAUCCCCAGAAUGCACUGCAGCAGCGCUUUUCUUUCGUCUCUUUGUGGUAGUUGUGGCCGAUCCUGCUGAGAAGAACACAGAACUCCUUUUGUGAAACACACUUUGGAUUUUUUUUUGUGCGUUUUGAACAUUUUCUUUUGAAAUCUCCCGUGUGUGUGUGUGUGUGUGUGUGUGUGUGUGCGUGUGUGCGUGUGUAUGAGUUGUCAUCUGUCGUCGUAUCAGGCGUGUGUGUGGUGGCUGAAGCCUGCUACCAAAGCACUACAUAAUGCCUGUUCUAGUGGUCGUAUCCUCCAGACUGCACUUGAUAUCGAUGAAGUGUGAUGGAUUGCUUCACAGUGGCUUCCCCCGUCUGGCCUGAUUAAUCUGAGUUGCCAAUAGAGACAGUCAAUGCAUGUGUUGAAUACAGUGACCCAAUUAGACAGAGUCGACCACGGCUACCAGCUCGGUCCAGAUUGUGAUACCUGUUGGUUUGGCGCCAAUUUUUGGGCGUCAAAAUGGCCAACUAUUAUGGAGCGUUUUUAUUUUAUUUUGCUGCAGUUUCGAAUUAAAAUCCGAUUCUUUCUGGCGGAGCAGAUGGCGCGAACAACUGUUAAAUGGGAAUUUUAAUCUGCACUUAAAUUAAGAGGCAGCAUCAAAAGGUGAAACAUUAGAAGCAGAGCUGAGGCGUUCCCACAAACGUAGAGCUGGUGUAGACGCCAGGCAAUCUGUGUUUAAACAGCAGUUUGCAUUAUUCACAUAAGGUCACUCUCCACUCCUGCGUGACCCCGUUUAUCCCCUCUGUGUCUCUGGUAGCGCUCCAAACUCACACGACUGUCAUGGCAGCCGCCCUGAAAAUCCUGCAAACCACAGCUGUCGUUGGCAGGCAGUCAAAUGAGUAAAGAGACGCAGCUGAGAUACAGAUAAAGUAAGCAGGGAACUCAAAAUCUGUAAUGUUGUGAGGAAAAGACAGAAGUACCUUUCCCCUCGCUGCUUGUGUAGCUGUUAGUCUGUAAUAUGUUUCAAAUGUUUGUUGUGACUCUGUACGAUCGCGCUAGGCUAUAAAUGGAUCAGGUUUUUAAAAUUCAGAGAUAGAAGAAGGAGAGGAGGCGAAAUGUUUUUUUGCUGCUGCUUUUUGUUUCUACCCACUGCUUUCUACUGAGUGGAGAAGUGCGACUGUGAGAGGUCCCCGGGGAGAGGAAGAGGAAGAGGAAGGGAGGUUGAGGCGCUGAUAUCCUCUGGAUUGACACAUCAAGGCUGAAGCUCACAGAGCCAACAGUCGGGUCCUGUGCAGUAGAGAGUAUUGAUGGUUAUCACAGUCGACACAGCCUUCUAGAAACUUCUCGAAGCUGCUGC